Molecule: messenger RNA, 1563 nt
Organism: Pyricularia oryzae 70-15
Lineage: Eukaryota; Fungi; Ascomycota; Sordariomycetes; Magnaporthales; Pyriculariaceae
Exons: 5
Coding region: 1-1548 (515 amino acids)
Molecular function (GO): monooxygenase activity; iron ion binding; oxidoreductase activity, acting on paired donors, with incorporation or reduction of molecular oxygen
Source: RefSeq, a predicted model, not a curated record
AUGGAAGAUGUUCAGGAACUCCUACGCAGCAAGCUCCAAUUCGGGUUGCUAAUUGGGGCUUUGGUAGUCGGCGGUUUGACUUUGUGGCCAUGGAUUGCAGACGAUCGCGCCUUGCGAAAGUUUCCAUUAGUAGACCAAGAGUUCGGCUCGCGAUCGAAGCGCCGAAAUCGGUUUGUGCAGGAUUCAAUCGGUAUAUAUGAAAAGGGCUACAAGAUGUACCGAGACGUUAUAUUCCGCAUUACAGAAUCAGCCGGGGAAGUAAUUGUGCUCCCCAUCAAAUAUUUGGAGGAGUUGCGAAAAAUCCCCGAUGAUAUCAUCAGAGCCACAGAAGCCACAGAGGAUGUCAUCCAAACCAAGUACUUGCAUACCACCCCUGAGGAUCCACUCCUGAACCAUAUCCUCAGGGCCGACCUCACGCACAAAUUAUCACAGCUCAACGAAAGGCUAUGCGAAGAGGCAGCCAGGACGGUGCCCGAAUUUCUGGGAAAAAACCGCGAGUGGACCGCCAUCAAGGUCAACGCCACCCUACUUCAAAUAGUCGCGAUUGUUUCAGGCAACGCUUUCGUAGGGCCCGAUUACAACCGCGACGAAGGAUUCCUACGCACGACCAUCAACUUUAGUGUUGACCUGUUCGGCACUGCAUAUCAGCUCAGGGCAUGGCCGUGGUUUUUGCGCUUUAUCGGCCAGUAUCGGCUCCCGGGAGUCAAAGCUGUAAAGGAGCACAAGAGGCGCGCGAAGGAGUUCCUCGAACCGAUUAUCAAGGAGCGUAGAGCCCGCCUGGCUGCGCAAGAAGGGUACCAGGAGGCCGACGACAUGCUCCAAUGGAUGAUUGCAAAGGCGGACAAGUUCAACGUGGUCAGCGAUGCCGACCUGGCUGAUCUGCAGCUAACGUUGAGUAUGACAGCCAUCCAUACGACGACCAUGAUGACCACUUGGGUCCUUUACGAUCUUAUGUACUUCUGCCCCGAGGUUAUUGAGGACCUCAGAACAGAAAUCAAGACCGUCCUCGCCCGCCACGACGGCGCCCUCAACACACAGGCAAUGUCCGAGAUGAUGCUCCUCGACUCGGUCAUGCGUGAAACGCUGCGCUACAAUCCCGUCAAUGUCAGGGCCUUCCAGCGAUACGUUCGCAAGACGGUCAAGUUAUCCGACGGUACGGUGCUGCCAAAGGGCAGCCACAUCGGGACCCCGAUGCACAACGUUCACUUCGACCCGGACCUGCACCCGGAUCCGCUGGUCUACAACCCGUACCGCUUUUACGACAUCCGCACGGGCAAGGUCCCGGACCCGCUGGGGUACAGCGAUCCAAAGCAGCACCAGUUCGUCAGCCUUAACAAGGAGAUCAACACCUUUGGUUACGGUCGCCACGCGUGUCCCGGCAGGUUUUUCGCUUCCAACGAGAUGAAGCUUUUGCUUGCGCGUAUUCUGCUCGACUACGAUAUCAAAAUGCCCGAAGGUCAAACAACGCGGUAUCAGAAUGUUGUUUCGUCUGGGGCUGUUAUGCCUGAUCCGACCAGGGACCUAAUGUUCAAGUAUAUUGGAAAGUAAUUGGCUUUCUGUCGG